This is a messenger RNA of Neltuma alba, 783 nucleotides long. Its product is annotated as proline-rich receptor-like protein kinase PERK2. Bases 68 to 451 code for a protein of 127 amino acids. The record is from RefSeq and is a predicted model, not a curated record. The transcript has a single exon. Lineage: Eukaryota; Viridiplantae; Streptophyta; Magnoliopsida; Fabales; Fabaceae.
UCAGAUUAAGCACAUACACCUUAUAUUCUCUUCUUCUUCUUCUUCAUCUUCUUCUCAUAACUCAGCCAUGGCUUCUUCUUCCGGGAAAUCCUUCAUCGCGGCUCUCCUUGUGGCUCUCACAGUGUCAAGCAUGAUGAGUUGCAGCCUAGCAGCUCGUCGUCUACUUCAAACGACACAGCCUUCGAUACCAAACAUGCCUGGAAUUCCAAGUAACUUGCCUAAACCUACAGGAUUGCCACCUUUGCCUUCAAUCCCAACUAACAUUCCUCCAUUGCCUACAAAUCUCCCAAAUAUGCCAAAACCCAAUGCACUUCCGCCUCUUCCUUCUAUGCCUCAGAUCCCAACAGUCCCACAGGCCACACUUCCUCCAUUGCCUAACAUUCCUUCUAUUCCCACUAUCCCUAUCACUAUCCCCUCCAUCCCAUUCCUUUCUCCUCCUCCUUCCAAUUAAUAUCACAAAACAUGGUUCACUAGCUUGUGGCUCAUCUUGGUGUUAUUAUAGUUGCUUCAUCUAUUAUUGUAGCUGGUAGUGCUCAGCAGCAAGCCGGCGUAUGGACGUAUAAUUAUUCAUUAUUGGUAUUGGUUUGCAUUAUUUUAUCUAUUUGUAUGUCUGAAUGUUAGGAAGAGUUGUAUGUGGCUAUAUAUGUCAGUUUCUUCUUUUUCCGUUCGGUGUGAUGACAUUUUAGAACAGUGUCUUAUUUUUUUUGGUAUUGAUUGUAAUCUUUGUUUUCACACUUAAUAUAUACAAUAAUGCAGUCAAUGCAGUGUUCAGCUUCGAUCUCA